Molecule: messenger RNA, 1104 nt
Organism: Nannochloropsis gaditana CCMP526
Gene: FBA
Product: fructose-bisphosphate aldolase, class II
Exons: 3
Coding region: 1-1104 (367 amino acids)
Biological process (GO): carbohydrate metabolic process
Molecular function (GO): aldehyde-lyase activity; zinc ion binding
Source: RefSeq, a predicted model, not a curated record
AUGGUGCUUGGACCAAUUCUACCCGGUGUUCCUGUGUGGGAAUGCGGAGAAGAGAGCAAGUUUCCGGGUAUGAAGUACGUCGUCUUUCCUGGCAACGUGGGCUCUUCGCAAGCGCUGUUUGAGGCAGCUCAAAAACUAUGCUUCCCUCCCUCCACUUCUACGCCUCCAUCAUCCGACUCCAAGACCUCUUUAGCUUCGUGUGUCACUCCCACACGUCCCGUUUUCGCCUCGUCCUCCCGCACUCUCGAUCUCCUGGAGGCUGCGCGUGCGAAAGGAGAGGCCGUCGGGGCUUUCAAUGUUUAUAACCUUGAAGGAGUCAGAGCCGUUGUUCGUGCCGCGGCGGCAACGAACAGCUCAGCGAUUUUGCAAGUCCAUCCAUCAUCACUCGAAUUCGGUGGACAGCCUCUCCUGGAGCUCUGUCGCGCCGGGCGGUUCUUUGUGGAAGAAAUGGGAACAAUGAGAGGUUCCAAGGAGAAGGAUACGAUCGCAGUGCACCUCGACCAUGCGAAUGAGGCAGCCGUCAUAGAGCAAGUUCUGGCAACUCAGCUGGUUGACUCUGUUAUGUGCGAUGGGUCGGCGAAACCUUAUGAGGAAAAUGUUUCAUGGACCGCACAGAUGACACGACUAGCACACAGUAAGGGCAUUCCUGUAGAGGCAGAGCUGGGUCGCUUGGCCGGGGAGGAAGACGGACUGAGCGUCCAGGAAAAAGAAGCAAAAAUGACUGAUCCUCUCCAGGUCCGAGAUUUUGUGGAACAGACAGACAUAGAUAUGGUGGCGGUGACAAUCGGAAACGUUCAUGGUCGAUAUGCGACGAAUCCGCCGGUACUCGACUUGGCCCGGCUGGCAGAUAUACGGGCGGCUACGGAUCGAUUGCUUGUCUUACAUGGAGCGUCCGGGCUUCCUCCAAAAGUGGUGCAUGCAACCAUCGCCAUUGGUGCGAUCUGCAAGUUUAACGUGAACACCGAGGUCAGGGAGGCAGCUAUGCAGGUGAUUCGCGAGGGUAAAGCCAAGGACGUGUUACCAUUAAUGCAAACGACUGGCGAAGCUAUGCAACGCGUGAUUGAGAACAAAAUGAGACUGUUCAAAGCGUCGCCGUCAAUAUAG